AUGUUCUUUGUUACAGAAGAGGAAGAGGAACAGGUGCCUACCGAUGGAGGUACAUCUGCAGAGGCCAUGCAGGUGCCACUGGAAGAAGAGGGAGAUAUGGAAGAGGAUGAGGCAAUUAAUGAUGAGAACUACUUGAGCAAGAGACCGUUAGAAAGUCCUGAUGCUGAGGAAUUUCCACCUGUGAAACGGCCAAAACUAUCUGUUUCCAAAGGGGACACCUUGGAUGGAGCUUUGGAACCACGUGAGCCUCUUAGCUCAAUAAAUACUCAAAAAGUACCACCAAUGCUUUCUCCAGUUCAUGUUCAGGACAGUGCAGACUUAGCCCCUCCUUCACCAGAACCACCAAUGUUGGCUCCCAUUGCAAAAUCACAAGUGCCAGCCCCCAAAACUUUAGAGGCAAAGCCGUUUGUACCCAAAACGAAGUCCAAAACAAGUUCUCCAGGACAGAAGACAAAAUCACCUAAAACUACACCCUCACCAGUGGUAACUGGAAGUCCCAUACGUUCACCAAAAACUGGAUCCAAAGAGAAAAAGUCACCAGGUCGCGCCAAGAGCCCAAAAAGUCCUAAAAGUCCAAAGGUUCCUGCUCACGUUCCCCAACCACCUGUCAAGCCUGAAACACCAAGUAGAACCCCUCUGGCUGCAUUAAGUGACAAGAUAGGAAAGGAAAACAUUCAAGUAAAACAAGUACAGACACCACCUGAGCCUGUCACCAAGCCAAAUGUUGAAAACCAGACUAAGAAAGUACCAGUAAUGGACAAGACCAUUGAUGAUUCAAUCGAUGCUGUGAUUGCUCGUGCAUGUGCAGAACGAGAACCGGAUCCCUUUGAGUUUUCCUCUGGUUCUGAAUCAGAAGGGGAAAUUUUUACCAGUCCUAAAAGACUUUCUAUUUCAGAGACUACGACUCCUAAACCUUCUGUUUCUGCCAAUAAUGCAAAUAAGGCAGGAGCAACUCCAAUACCUCCCUCAGGUGGGACUUCAAGUUCAGACAUUUCAUGGACAAUGGAUGACUCAAUUGAUGAGGUCAUUCGAAAGGCAAACAUGGGGACACCUUCUAAUCCACCUACCAACUUCACUUAUUUCUCCUCUCCUUCUGCUUCUCCGCCAACUCCAGAACCUCUUCUCAAAGUCUAUGAGGAGAAAACCAAGUUGGCUUCAUCAGUAGAAGUGAAAAAGAAAUUGAAAAAGGAGCUGAAGACAAAAAUGAAGAAGAAAGAAAAACAAAAGGAAAAAGAUAAAGAGAAAAACAAGGAGAAAAACAAGGAGAAGGAAAAGAACAAGGAGAAGGAUAAAGACAAGGAAGGAAACAAGGAAGCAAAAUUUCAGUGGAAGGAACUCCUCAAAGAUGAUGAUCUUGAUCCCUAUAAAUUCAAACUAAAGGACUUUGAGGAUGCUGACACAAAAGUAAAGUUGAAAGAUGGCAAUACCAAAAAAGAGAGAGAAAAACAUAAAGAUAAAAAGAAAGAGAAAGAGAAAGGCAAAAAAGACAAGGAUAAGAAAGACAAAGAGAAACUUAAAGAUAAGGCUAAGGAAGAUAAGAUAAAGGCUCCAUCAGCACCUCUUGUGUUACCUCCCAAAGAAAUGUCUUUGCCCUUGUUCAGCACACCAACUGCCAUGAGGCUUCCCAGCAUGUUACCUUCCUUGUCUCCAAUGCUUCCUGAAAAACUGUUUGAGGACAAAGAGAAACCAAAAGAGAAGAAGAAAGACAAAAAAGAGAAGAAGAAGAAGAAAGAAAGGGAGAAGGACAAAGAAAAGGAAAAGAAAGAGAAGGAAAAGGAGAGGAAAGAAAGAGAAAAGAAAGAGAAAGAAAAAGAAAAACACAAACAUGAAAAGAUAAAGGUGGAACCAGUUGUUCCAGCUCCAUCACCGGUUAUUCCUCGGCUGACAUUAAGAGUGGGUGCAGGCCAAGACAAGAUAGUCAUCAGCAAAGUGGUGCCAGCUCCAGAGGCCAAACCUUCUACUCCUGUGAGCCGGCCCAAAACACCUCCACCCGUGCCGUCACCGGUACCAGCUCCGGUUCAUGUCACCCCUCCUCCAGCUCCAGCUCCUCCUCCUCCACAGGCUACCGUCUCACCAGUCCUCAUCCCACCACCCUCUCCAGCCGUCUCGGCAGCAGGAGGUUCCAAAGCUCCAGUUAGGAGCGUGGUGACCGAGACCGUCAGUACUUACGUGAUCCGAGACGAGUGGGGUAACCAGAUCUGGAUCUGUCCUGGCUGUAACAAGCCAGAUGAUGGCAGUCCAAUGAUAGGUUGUGAUGACUGCGAUGAUUGGUAUCACUGGCCUUGCGUUGGGAUUACGACUGCACCCCCAGAAGAGAUACAAUGGUUCUGCUCCAAGUGUGCCAAUAAAAAGAAAGAUAAAAAACACAAGAAGAGGAAGCACAGGGCACACUGAAGAAGACUUUGCAACGGACUGAAGUCGUGCGGGCGCCGCGGCGCCUUCGGCCCCGACUCCCUUGCAGCGUCCAGCGUGCUCGUGUCUCACCCUCCGUCACCGGCUGUUAGGGUUAUGGCUCUGGAGUGAAUCAGGGGAGAGGAGAUGCUCUCUGUCAGGGGCUGUUGCGGUUUCGCAGACCGUCCGAGCCCAGGGGGUUGGAUUUUGGUACAUUCUGAUUCUGUCUUUCGCCUACCGAGGGAAAUUUGCACAGAGCGAUAUGAAGACUUCGGUAGUUCAUGGUACCGCUCCCGCUCCUGUGGCUCGGCAGCAACAAAGAUGAAUGUUGUAAAUACAGAUAUCUGUCCUAUUCUUUCUCAAUUUGUUAUUGAUCCCUCCUGAACCUUUGCAAUAAGGUGCUGGGAGGAGGAGAAAAUGUAAAUUGCAGUUAAGUUGUAAACUGAGGAGACCUUCUGGAAUGAUUUCUGUAGUCUGGAUACAGUUCAGCCUCUACUCCUGCUGAGCCAGAUAAUCAUAAUGUGGAAAUAAAAAGUGGCUGGUAAAUAUUUUUGUGACAAGAAUAUAUGAAGCUUUUUUCCUUGAUUUUUAGUACUAACAUAAAAUAAACACAUUCAAGCUUUUGUGAUA
Messenger RNA from Balearica regulorum gibbericeps (East African grey crowned-crane), 3021 nucleotides. The record is from RefSeq and is a predicted model, not a curated record. NCBI's taxonomy places the organism in Eukaryota, Metazoa, Chordata, Aves, Gruiformes, Gruidae.